GUGAGAGAUAAGACCAAACGAGCUAAGGCCACCGUAGUUUGACAAACUGUGAGAGAUUGUCAUUGCUCGUGUACUGAAUUAAUUAUGCCUGUGACACUAAAGUCUUUCCAAAAGAUAACAGUGGGGGAGUUGUAAUAACAAUGUACGCGUCGGGAAGCAUGAUUUUUAGGAGUUAUAAUAACAGCUUUUUGUCCAGCUUGUCAAACCGUACAUUUGCUAAUUUAGCAGCAAUGUCCGUGUCGGUGAGAGUUUUUCCUUCUGCCAGAAGUUUGUUUGAUGAACCCGUGCAGAUUUUAGUGAAUGGAUUGUUGCCUAAACAGCAUGUCACUCUUAAGGCCACACUGGUAGAUGAGUCUGGGGAACCAUUUGAGUCUUCAGCUCUAUAUCAGGCGGAAAAGAAUGGGGAGCUGGACUUAUCACGCAGUCCAGCCCUGGAUGGGAGCUUUUCGGGCAUAGAGCCUAUGGGGCUUUUUUGGUCACUGGCUUCCAAAACCCCGUACAAGCGCAUGGCAAAGAGGAAUGUUGAAACCCCCUACAUUAUUGGUAUUGAAGUACAUGAAGGCGCUAGCGUUUCUGGACAGCUUUUGGCAAAAUGUACUACGGAAAGAUGGUUUAUGAAAGAAGGAAUAAUGAGGAUGCCGGUGAGAGAAGGAAGGAUUAGAGGAACACUUUUCCUACCCCCGGGUGCUGGUCCCUUUCCUGGUAUUAUUGAUCUUUAUGGCUCUGUUGGAGGCCUUCUAGAGCACAGAGCCUGCCUUUUAGCUAAUUACGGCUUUGCCACACUUGCCUUGGCAUACUUCGACUUUGAGGAUCUCCCUCCUGGUUUAGAGAACCUUGAUCUGGAAUACUUUGAAGAGGCUGCUCAGUUCUUACAAAAACAUCCAAAGGUUAAAAAUGAUGGAGUCGGAGUUAUUGGAAUAUCAAAAGGCGCUGAUUUGGCUCUUUCCAUGGCAUCCUGGUUGCCUGGCAUAAAGGCAGCUGUUAUCACUUCUGGUUUUAAUGCCAAUUUUUAUUCAACAUUGCACUAUAAAGGGUUAAUCAUUCCUCCUCUUCGGUUCCGUAUGGAUCGUAUAAAACAUAUUGAGCCUCAAGUCAUUUAUUUUAAAGAUGCCAUGGAUGACCCCAGAGAUCCGAAGAAUCAAGAUGCUAUCAUCCCAGUUGAGAAGGUGCAAGGGCAGUUGCUUUUCUUGGCUGGAGAGGAUGACAGGAAUAUUCCUAGUGUCAUGUACAUGGAAGAGGCUGUCAAACGUCUUCAGAAGUUUGGAAAGAAGAACUUUGAGUACUACAGUUAUCCUAAAACAGGUCACUUAAUUGAACCCCCAUACUUUCCUCUGUGCCUUGCUUCUUGGCAUAAACCAAUGGGUGUGGCAGUACUUUGGGGAGGGGAAGCAAAGUCGCAUAUGCUCGCUCAGGAAAAUGUCUGGAGUAAAAUUCGAGCAUUUUUGUGGAAGCAUCUUGGAGGUGAAGGUGCUGUAAAUAGCAAACUGUGAUGAUAAUCCCAGUAGUACAAAAUAAUACAAACAAAUGCAUUUUGAGGAGAUCUGUCAUCUCAUCUGCAUAUUAUAAAACAUAAGCAGAUUAUAAAUGCUCCUGGAUAUUUUAAGAAUCAUAUGUGGUGCAUACAGUGGUAGUACGACCUUUGUUCAUCAGAAUGUCUUUCACAUUCUGCUGCACAGACAUAAGCUUGUUGCUAAAGUAUUGCAUCUUUUCAGUACUUACUUUCAUGGUUAAUCAUGGUACAUAUCAGCAGCAGUUUUGUAUAUCAUGUGACAUGUCACCUGAUGCCUUAUAUUUCAUUUUCCUAACUUCACAAAAGUUUGGAAAGUUACAUAUUUAAUAACUGAUCCUAACCUGUAGUAUCUCUGUACAUGAGUUUUCUUAAACGUGCUAUACAGAUCAGCAGUGUAAUUUUCAUUUCUUUUGAUAUGAUAGUUCAUUUGAUACAAAUUAAAUUUUGUAUAUCUUUAACUUUCAAAGCAUAUUACACAGAUAAUAAAGCAUCAAGUGGUGCCUUACAA
Protopterus annectens (West African lungfish) is the source of this 2018-nucleotide messenger RNA. RefSeq names its product acyl-coenzyme A thioesterase 1-like. NCBI's taxonomy places the organism in Eukaryota, Metazoa, Chordata, Ceratodontiformes, Protopteridae. Bases 141 to 1490 code for a protein of 449 amino acids. The record is from RefSeq and is a predicted model, not a curated record. Gene Ontology annotation, biological process: fatty acid metabolic process; acyl-CoA metabolic process. The transcript has 3 exons. Gene Ontology annotation, molecular function: fatty acyl-CoA hydrolase activity.